CCAAGACCAGCCAAUCGCAUGUGCCUGAUUUCACCAGCGGCUUUUCCUGGCCUCUUUCGUGGCUGGCCGACGGAAUCCUCUCCCGCAGGCUAAUACUUAAGUGCCGCCGAGAACGGCGGCCUUGGCUCGUACCUCACCUUUCCUCUACUCUCCCUACCUCUCUACUCCCCUACCCGCCUCUCUUUCUCCCCCUCCCCCCUCUCUCCCUACCUGACACUCCUCUGCGUGAAGAUGCAGCUCCUCUCGCUCCUCUCCCUCGCCUCGCUGCCCCUGCUGGCCGCGGCGUCGCCCCUCGACAAGCGCCGCAUCACCAGCCAGCCCUUUAUCGCGCCUGGCCCCGGCCCCGACAAGCCUUCGCCCAACUAUGCCGGCGCAAACAAUGGCACUCUGCCGCCCUCGUUCACCGUCCCUGGCCGCUCGUUCGACCGCAUCAUCCAGAUCUGGAUGGAGAACACCAACUUUGCCGACGCCCGUGCUCAGGACAUCAUCCGCAACCUUGAGCCCCAGGGCCUGCUGCUGACAAACUACCACGCUGUCGGCCACCCCUCGGAGCCCAACUACAUGGCAUCUGUCUACGGCAGCACGUUUGGCAUGGGCGACGAUGCCUACUACUGGGUGCCCUCCAACGUGACGAGCCUGUUUGACGUCAUGGACCUCAACCUGAUCUCCUGGGCUUGCUACCAGGAAAACAUGCCUACCGACGGCUUCCAAGACCUGAGCUACACGCAGAAGAGCUACGUGGAUCCGAAUUUCACGUACCAAUAUUACAUGCGCAAACAUAAUCCGUGCACGUUCCCGCGCGCCAACGCGCCCUACGUCAACAAAUCCAAGGCGCAACGCAAUCGCAACUUCAACGAUUUUGCGGCUGAUCUGAAUGCUGGAAGACUCCCCCAAUGGUCCUUUGUGACCCCCAAUAUGAUUAACGAUGCCCACGACACUGGAAUCAAUUACGGUGCCGAGUUUUUGCAGUACUGGCUUGUGCCCCUGCUCGCCAACAAGAACUUCAACACCGACCGGACGCUCAUCGUGCUGACGUUUGACGAAAACGAAGACUACACAAAGGAAAACAUUGUCUACACGCUCCUCCUCGGCAACGGCGUGCCCAAGCAGCUGCGCGGUACCAACGACACCACGUUCUACUCGCACUACUCGACCAUCAGCACCGUCCAGGCCAACUGGCGCCUCGCCUCGCUGGGCCGAAACGACACCGAGCCAAUCAUGAACAAUGUGUUUGACUGGGUCGCCCGCGAGACGGGCUUCAAGAACACGCCCUUCCCCGCGGGCCAGGCCCAGCCCUACCUCAACGGUGUCGGUGCUGCGUGCGGACCGCUGCAGAGCAAAAAGUGGCACCAGUUCAACGCGCCACCCAACGUGGGCACCAUCGGCGCGGGCGGCCGGCCAGCGCAUGUCAAGCCCACGCUGAACCUGCUCCAGAAGGACGACGGAACGUGCAUCAACAACCCCGCCAACCCCUACACGAGCCAGACCUUCGAGGAGCACUUCCAGGAGCUCGUCCUUCCCUGAAUGCUGCCUCCUUCUUCCCACUGACCUGCGCGCUCAGAUCUCCGCCGGGAAGACUGGCUUUAAUUAAAGCUCAACGUGUUCCUAGCCUACUGUGCCUAGCUUCUCUUUUUUUUUUUUUUGAAAUUCCAAAGUCCGUCUAGCGCGUC
This is a messenger RNA of Acaromyces ingoldii, 1670 nucleotides long. RefSeq lists its product as hypothetical. The transcript has a single exon. The coding region runs from base 232 to 1524 and encodes 430 amino acids. The record is from RefSeq and is a predicted model, not a curated record. Gene Ontology annotation, molecular function: hydrolase activity, acting on ester bonds. NCBI's taxonomy places the organism in Eukaryota, Fungi, Basidiomycota, Exobasidiomycetes, Exobasidiales, Cryptobasidiaceae. Gene Ontology annotation, biological process: phospholipid catabolic process.